This is a messenger RNA of Castor canadensis (American beaver), 748 nucleotides long. It is a transcript of the gene Emc4, whose product is annotated as ER membrane protein complex subunit 4. NCBI's taxonomy places the organism in Eukaryota, Metazoa, Chordata, Mammalia, Rodentia, Castoridae. The record is from RefSeq and is a predicted model, not a curated record.
ACGUCGUGGAUAACGCCGUGACGGCUUGCGACAGCCGGACGUUCGGGUGUGAGGGCGACAUUAGGAAGCGUCGUUGUCAUGACGGCCCAGGGGGGUCUGGUGGCCAACCGAGGCCGGCGGUUCAAGUGGGCCAUUGAGCUGAGCGGGCCCGGAGGAGGCAGUAGGGGCCGAAGUGACCGGGGCAGCGGACAGGGAGACUCGCUGUACCCAGUUGGUUACCUGGACAAGCAAGUGCCAGACACCAGCGUGCAGGAAACCGACCGAAUCCUGGUGGAGAAGCGCUGCUGGGAUAUUGCGUUGGGUCCCCUCAAACAGAUCCCCAUGAACCUUUUCAUCAUGUACAUGGCAGGCAAUACCAUCUCCAUCUUCCCUACGAUGAUGGUGUGUAUGAUGGCCUGGCGGCCCGUUCAGGCACUCAUGGCCAUUUCAGCCACUUUCAAGAUGCUAGAGAGUUCAAGCCAGAAGUUUCUUCAGGGUUUGGUCUAUCUCAUUGGGAACCUGAUGGGUUUGGCACUGGCUGUUUACAAAUGCCAGUCCAUGGGACUGCUGCCGACACAUGCAUCAGAUUGGUUGGCCUUCAUUGAGCCCCCGGAGAGAAUGGAGUUCAGUGGUGGAGGGCUGCUUUUGUGAAUUGAGAAAGCAGCACCUGGUGCCUAAGUAUGGGGCCUCAGUUACACUCUUCCUCUCCCCCCCGCCACUUUGUUCAUUGUAUUUACUUUUCUUCUAAUUUUAUUUUAUUUUUAUUAGC